This is a messenger RNA of Homo sapiens (human), 4581 nucleotides long. It is a transcript of the gene WBP11, whose product is annotated as WW domain binding protein 11. Lineage: Eukaryota; Metazoa; Chordata; Mammalia; Primates; Hominidae. The transcript has 12 exons. The record is from RefSeq and is marked reviewed. Bases 173 to 2098 code for a protein of 641 amino acids. Gene Ontology annotation, biological process: RNA processing. Gene Ontology annotation, cellular component: cytoplasm; nucleus.
GCGAGGUUUCAAGAUGGCGGUAGCUGAGGGGUUGACCGAGAGACCCAGUUGAAGGCCUUUACGAAGUGAAAGAGGCCGGGAGUCGCCCCCUACCCGCUUCUCGUAGUCCUGGGAGCACAGCAGAAGUGUUUUUCUUUUUUUAAUGAACAAGUAAACCAUACAAAUUGUCAACAUGGGACGGAGAUCUACAUCAUCCACCAAGAGUGGAAAAUUUAUGAACCCCACAGACCAAGCCCGAAAGGAAGCCCGGAAGAGAGAAUUAAAGAAGAACAAAAAACAGCGCAUGAUGGUUCGAGCUGCAGUUUUAAAGAUGAAGGAUCCAAAACAGAUAAUCCGAGACAUGGAGAAAUUGGAUGAAAUGGAGUUUAACCCAGUGCAACAGCCACAAUUAAAUGAGAAAGUACUGAAAGACAAGCGUAAAAAGCUGCGUGAAACCUUUGAACGUAUUCUACGACUCUAUGAAAAAGAGAAUCCAGAUAUUUACAAAGAAUUGAGAAAGCUAGAAGUAGAAUAUGAACAGAAGAGGGCUCAACUUAGCCAAUAUUUUGAUGCUGUCAAGAAUGCUCAGCAUGUGGAAGUGGAGAGUAUUCCUUUGCCAGAUAUGCCACAUGCUCCUUCCAACAUUUUGAUCCAGGACAUUCCACUUCCUGGUGCCCAGCCACCCUCUAUCCUAAAGAAAACCUCAGCCUAUGGACCUCCAACUCGGGCAGUUUCUAUCCUUCCUCUUCUUGGACAUGGUGUUCCACGUUUGCCCCCUGGCAGAAAACCUCCUGGCCCUCCCCCUGGUCCACCUCCUCCUCAAGUCGUGCAGAUGUAUGGCCGUAAAGUGGGUUUUGCCCUAGAUCUUCCCCCUCGUAGGCGAGAUGAAGACAUGUUAUAUAGUCCUGAACUUGCCCAGCGAGGUCAUGAUGAUGAUGUUUCUAGCACCAGUGAAGAUGAUGGCUAUCCUGAGGACAUGGAUCAAGAUAAGCAUGAUGACAGUACUGAUGACAGUGACACCGACAAAUCAGAUGGAGAAAGUGACGGGGAUGAAUUUGUGCACCGUGAUAAUGGUGAGAGAGACAACAAUGAAGAAAAGAAGUCAGGUCUGAGUGUACGGUUUGCAGAUAUGCCUGGAAAAUCAAGGAAGAAAAAGAAGAACAUGAAGGAACUGACUCCUCUUCAAGCCAUGAUGCUUCGUAUGGCAGGUCAAGAAAUCCCUGAGGAGGGACGGGAAGUAGAGGAAUUUUCAGAGGACGAUGAUGAAGAUGAUUCUGAUGACUCUGAAGCAGAAAAGCAAUCACAAAAGCAGCAUAAAGAGGAAUCCCAUUCUGAUGGCACAUCCACUGCUUCUUCACAGCAGCAGGCUCCGCCGCAGUCUGUUCCUCCUUCUCAGAUACAAGCACCUCCCAUGCCAGGACCACCACCUCUUGGACCACCACCUGCUCCACCAUUACGGCCUCCUGGGCCACCUACAGGCCUUCCUCCUGGUCCACCUCCAGGAGCUCCUCCAUUCCUGAGACCACCUGGAAUGCCAGGACUCCGAGGGCCCUUACCCCGACUUUUACCUCCAGGACCACCACCAGGCCGACCCCCUGGCCCUCCCCCAGGUCCACCUCCAGGUCUGCCUCCUGGUCCCCCUCCUCGUGGACCCCCACCAAGGCUACCUCCCCCUGCACCUCCAGGUAUUCCUCCACCUCGUCCUGGCAUGAUGCGCCCACCUUUGGUGCCUCCCCUUGGACCUGCCCCCCCUGGGCUGUUCCCACCAGCUCCCUUGCCAAACCCUGGGGUUUUAAGUGCCCCACCCAACUUGAUUCAGCGACCCAAGGCGGAUGAUACAAGUGCAGCCACCAUUGAGAAGAAAGCCACAGCAACCAUCAGUGCCAAGCCACAGAUCACUAAUCCCAAGGCAGAGAUUACUCGAUUUGUGCCCACUGCACUGAGAGUACGUCGGGAGAAUAAAGGGGCUACUGCUGCUCCCCAAAGAAAGUCAGAGGAUGAUUCUGCUGUGCCUCUUGCCAAAGCAGCACCCAAAUCUGGUCCUUCUGUUCCUGUCUCAGUACAAACUAAGGAUGAUGUCUAUGAGGCUUUCAUGAAAGAGAUGGAAGGGCUACUGUGACAGCUUUUGAUGCCAGAAAAGGCUUCUGUUCACAACAGUGGCCCAUGGAGAAAGAGGCUCUUAUUAAACUUAGAUGAAAGAGCUGCUUCCAUUGUCAGGGUAUUUUCUAAUUUCAGUUCAAGGAAUAUCCUAAAAUUUAGCCUUGUUCAGAAUUUACUGCACAUAAAAAAGGGUAUUUCAUCCAGAAUAGAUCAGUUAUUGAAGCAGUGCUGCUAACAUCCAUUCCCUUUCAUACCACCAUUUUCACCCUGUUUCUUCCCCUCCUCCAGUUCUUUGGAAAUUUGUGAUCGGGGGAUCUUAGUUGCUUAUUUGUUUUGACUCUUGUGUGCUGUGGGCACUGGAGUAGAGAUUUCUGGAGAAAAAAAAACAGUUUAUUUCAUCUUGCCUUUUGUGUUUGAGUUAUUUUUAAUAUUUUCCUGUAAAUAUUUUGUAAUAUUUUACUUGUAAUGAAAUGGAUCACAAUGUCAUUUCCUAAUACAAGGCAGGAUAUGUGGGAAGAAUAUGUACAAUUAUUUGAUUAAAAUUAUUUCCCACUGACCUAAACUUUCAGUGAUUUGUGGGAAAAAUAAAUAAAUGUUCUACACCAAGAUACUCUGUGUUACUGAUAAUAUGUAAACAUAAUACCUAUUUUAUGGACAGAAAAAGUUAAAUAUUUAAAACUUGGGUCUUUAAGGAACUGCCUUUCUGGUACAGAAUGAGAAUCUUACUGAAAACAUGGUAAAAACUACAUUUUAAAUUUUAAGGGAUAAAAAGGAGUAAUUAUUUCCCUUUUUUAAGAUUGUCAUACUGGCUUUAGAGAAACUGAGAGGUGUUAAGAAUAGUAUGGUUUGGCUUUUAUUAUUUAAAAGAUGUCUUACCUUCAGUGGUUACUUAUUCCAGAGCUUCUUGAACUGAUACGAGUUGAAUGGCAAAAGUCAUUUUAAACCAUUUUUAAGCUAUAAAAGAAUCAGAAGAGGUUAGCUUUUUUUCCUUUCUGAAUUGGUGGGUUUGGUGUGCUUUUAUAUUAAAAUAUGAAUGAAUAAGAGUGCUUAACAUUAAUUUGCAUUUAUACCAUUUUCUUUACAAAGUGCUUUAAUGUAAACUCAUCUACCAAUUUAGACUAACUCUUAGUAAGUUUAAUGUUAAUUUAAUGACUAACUCAUCUACCAAUUAACCCUAUAGAUAACUUUUCUGGGUAUUUUCCCCAUUUUACAUUAGAGAGUAUUGAAACUUAAAAAGGACUCGUGAUUUAUCCAGUGAUCCAAAGUGUGUAUUUCAUAAACACAUACACACAGUGCGUGCAUUGUUUAGGCAUACGUUACUUUCCACAGUAUCUCAAAUGCCUUUUACAUGAAUCCCAUACUAUCAAAAAUUGGUGAUAACCUAAAAUGUAGUGCAAUAAUACAAUAAGGCAUUUAUUUUCUUAGAGUUGAGUUGAUGGAUUUUUAGAUUUUUAUUCAAGAUCUUUUGUUUGUUUGGCUUUGCUUGGAAGAUACUGAUUUAUUCUUUCAUAUUAAAGCAAAUCCUGCCAAAGCACUAAAUAGACCGUUUUGGGUUGGUUUUUUAGUGUAAUAUUAAUACGGGUCCACAGGUGAAUUGAGUCUGUUCAGAUGUAAGGAUUGAACCUUAUGUUAUCAAUCCUUGACACCAUCCUUGAUAACUUACGGAUAUCAAGGAUCAAACCAUAUGGUAUCAAUAUUGUUAGUUAUUCAGCAUAAACAGAAUUAUUUCCCAAUACUUGAUCUGAAAUAUUUUUAAUGGUCUUACUUGAAACUUAUAUUCUUUCUGGGAGUGAUGUUUUUAUCAUUUUUCCAUGGAGACAGGUUCUAACUCUGUUGCCCAGGCUGCAGUGCAGUGAUGUGAUCAUAGCUCACUGCAGCCUGAAACUCCUGGGUUCAAGUGAUCUCUGGCCUCAGCCUCCCAAGUAGUUGGAACUUCAGAUACGUGCCACCACAACCAGCUAAUUUAUUUUUUAGAGAUGAGGUCUCGCUAUGUUGCCCAGUCUGGUCUCCUAGCCUCAAGUGAUCUUCCCAUCUCAGCCUUCAGUUGGAGAUUUCUGAUUUAUGUUAAUAUAAGAAAGCUGUUGAUAGUUUAUCAUAAAGGCAUUUCCUUAUAUUGCUAGUAUAAUUUUCUGAAAAUUAGUGGUGUGACAAUACAUCAGCUGCAUCCACAGGAAAGGGGAAUUAAUUAGCAGUUCUGAUUCUGGGUACACUUGUUAUGAUCAUAAUUUACAUAAUAUUUUCAUGAAAAUGGUCAGCUCACAGCUAUGAAAUGUAAAUGAUAGAAAUCUUUAAUCAUGUAUAUGGAUAGACUUGUUACUAUUUCCUUAUCAAAGUGUCACUUUAGGGACAGCAGUUGCCCCUUUAAAUUAAGGAUCACCACAAUAAUACUCUGCCAUGUCAUGGAAUCAGCAUGAAGCCCUGGAUGCUAUCCAAGAUUCUGUUUCAGUUCUCAUUUUGUAUAUUCUUGUUUGUGCUCUUGAUUAAAAUAUCUCCUUAUAUAUA